AUGACCUGCUGCUCCACCAGCUUCUGUGGAUUUCCCAGCUUCUCCACCAGUGGCACCUGUGGCUCCAGCUGCUACCAGCCAACCUGCUACCAGCCAAGCUGCUACCAGCCAACCUGCUACCAGCCAAGCUUCUGCCAGACCAGCUCCUGUGGCACUGGCUGUGGCCAGGAGGUUGGCUGUGGAGCCGUGAGCUCCCGCACCAGGUGGUGCCGCCCUGACUGCCGCGUGGAGGGCACCUUCCUGCCCCCCUCCUGCGUGGUGAGCUGCACACCCCCAACCUGCUGCCAGCUGCACCAUGCCCAGGCCUCCUGCUGCCGCCCAUCCUACUGUGGACAGUCCAGCUGCCGCCCACUCUGCUGCUGCGAGCCCACCUGCUGUGAGCCCAUCUGUUAA
Messenger RNA from Lemur catta (Ring-tailed lemur), 393 nucleotides. Its product is annotated as keratin-associated protein 1-5-like. The record is from RefSeq and is a predicted model, not a curated record. The coding region runs from base 1 to 393 and encodes 130 amino acids. The transcript has a single exon. Lineage: Eukaryota; Metazoa; Chordata; Mammalia; Primates; Lemuridae. Gene Ontology annotation, cellular component: keratin filament.